Eubalaena glacialis (North Atlantic right whale) is the source of this 2339-nucleotide messenger RNA. It is a transcript of the gene SLC25A27, whose product is annotated as solute carrier family 25 member 27. NCBI's taxonomy places the organism in Eukaryota, Metazoa, Chordata, Mammalia, Artiodactyla, Balaenidae. The transcript is spliced from 9 exons. Gene Ontology annotation, biological process: response to cold. The record is from RefSeq and is a predicted model, not a curated record. Bases 176 to 1162 code for a protein of 328 amino acids.
CUGCUAGGGAGAGGGUGCAGGUUCGCUGGGCCCAUCUGGCGGAGCCGAGCAAGGGAAAUGGUCCCCGCCCCGCCGCUCGCCAGUUGAGGAGGAGCCGCCCUGGCCGGGUGGCAGGCCAGCCGCGGCGUGGGGCGCGGGCCAGAAGGGGCGUAUCGUCCUCCCGUGCUGCUGCUGAAUGUCGACUCCGGAGGAUGAGGAGAGGCUCUCGCCGCUCGCCCAGAGAUGGCCCCGCGCGAGCAAGUUCCUCCUGUCGGGCUGCGCGGCCACCGUGGCCGAGCUAGCAACCUUUCCCCUCGAUCUCACAAAAACUCGACUCCAAAUACAAGGAGAAGCUGCCCUUGCUCGGUUGGGAGACGGUGCAAGAGAGUCUGCUCCCUAUAGGGGCAUGGUGCGCACGGCCCUGGGGAUUGUCCAAGAGGAAGGCUUUCUAAAGCUCUGGCAAGGAGUGACGCCUGCCAUUUACAGACACAUAGUGUACUCUGGAGGUCGAAUGGUCACUUACGAACAUCUCCGUGAAGUUGUGUUUGGCAAAAGUGAAGAUAAGCAUUAUCCCCUUUGGAAAUCAGUGAUUGGAGGGAUGAUGGCUGGUGUUGUUGGCCAAUUUUUAGCCAACCCAACUGACCUAGUGAAGGUUCAGAUGCAAAUGGAAGGAAAAAGGAAACUUGAAGGAAAACCAUUGCGAUUUCGUGGUGUGCAUCAUGCAUUUGCAAAAAUCUUAGCUGAAGGAGGAAUACGUGGGCUUUGGGCAGGCUGGGUACCCAAUAUACAAAGAGCAGCGCUGGUGAAUAUGGGAGAUUUAACCACUUACGAUACAGUGAAACACUACUUGGUUUUGAAUACACCACUGGAGGACAAUAUCAUGACUCAUGGCUUAUCAAGUUUUUGUUCUGGACUGGUAGCUUCUAUUCUGGGAACACCCGCUGAUGUCAUCAAAAGCCGAAUAAUGAAUCAACCGCGAGAUAAACAAGGAAGGGGCCUUCUGUAUAAAUCAUCAACUGACUGCUUGAUUCAGGCUGUUCAAGGAGAAGGAUUCAUGAGUCUCUAUAAAGGCUUUUUACCCUCUUGGCUGCGAAUGCAAUCUGAUUGGAUCACACAAGGCCACCCAAUGAGACCCAGCACAGCGUUUUCUAAGGAAGAGUCAAAUCCUGACCACUUACCUUGAGCAAGAAGAUUCGACCUUCGAGAUGCUAUUCUAUGCUGAAGAGCUUGCUUAGAGGAGGAAAUGCCAGAAGGGAGACAGCAUCUUAGACCUGAAGCAGACAAUAGGAAUGUGGAAAAAUACAUACGUACAUAGUGACCACGGAACAUAUUUAACCUGUCGUGUCAGUACUUACGACUGAAAUUUGAUAAUUCACUUUUCUGUUGCCGUUAAAGUGUGCAUACUUUAAAUUAAAGGGAGGUGAAAGAAUAAACAUUUUGAGAUUUCCCUAGUGUUGAAGGAAGUUGAUGUACCUUUUCUUGCCAGGAGGAUGAAAAAAAAAAAUCAAGUUGAGAUGAUGUUUGGAUCUCAAGGGAAGAAGCCGUUUUCCGUCAGUGCCCUGUCGUUAGUUGAGCUGUGUUCACUGGUUAGCUCUCCAGCACACAGGCUAAGGACUUCCUGACAGCCACCGACCGCAUCUUGAUGAAAACAGAAAAGAGUGUUUGCUUUGUGACAUAUCCCAUUCCAGCUUGAAUUUGUCACUAGCUCUCAAGAAUCUCAAUAUAUGAAAAACGCAGUUUAUUUGAUUAAAGCUCGGGUGGAUAGGUCCUUUUAAUAAAGAAACAUCUGUUAUCGUCAGCCUCUCAGUGGCACGUUAAAAGCAAAGCUAAGAUGAAGUGUGCUAAGAUGAAGUCAGCUGACAUAAAUCCUUUCUUAAUCUCCCCUUCCCUAACGCUUAGGGUCCUAGAGAGAGAGAACUCAGAAAUCACACUAAAGCUGUCUCUAGCCUGAAUCUUAUUCAAUUUGACAAAGCCUCCUGCCUAAAAAGUGAUAAGUAUAAACUGCCUAUGGUGUACAGUUAUGUCUCCAAUCACUAAAUCACAUCCCUUUUCUUAGAAAGGGGAGAGAUUUCUUCAGAUUCAUCUCUGUACCAUCUGUUCCCCCCCAGCCUCAGACAGUGGGCAUUUCUGGAUGGAUGGCUACAGUUAUGGGUAGAGGCUGUAACUGUCAAAAUAGGAAAACCCCAAAAGCUCAGACCCAAGAAAGACCGUGGAGCUGACCAAACAGGAUUUAUCAUGGGCAUGAAUGAUGUGGAACAGAAAAACGUUUACAAGUACCCUGUGGUUGCACUGAUGUAUAAUCACUGCCAUUUAAGAGGGGGAGUAUGCUUUAAAAUAUAUUUUAAUGUGAUGUACUAAUA